Messenger RNA from Mercenaria mercenaria, 5039 nucleotides. RefSeq names its product ATP-binding cassette sub-family C member 3-like. The record is from RefSeq and is a predicted model, not a curated record. The coding region runs from base 1 to 4395 and encodes 1464 amino acids. Gene Ontology annotation, cellular component: membrane. Lineage: Eukaryota; Metazoa; Mollusca; Bivalvia; Venerida; Veneridae. The transcript has 32 exons. Gene Ontology annotation, molecular function: ABC-type transporter activity; ATP binding; ATP hydrolysis activity. Gene Ontology annotation, biological process: transmembrane transport.
AUGGGAGGAAAUGUGAAUAUCUUCGGGGAAUAUUGUGGCGGAGAAAUAUUCUGGAAUUCCUCAAACGUGCUAAAACAACAACCUGAGUUUUCAACAUGCUUCCUAAACACAGUACUCGUUUGGGUUCCUUGUGGGUUUCUGUGGAUUGUGUUUCCUUUGUUUAUCUGGAGUAUAUGUACGAAGAGAAAUGUUAAACCGCUGCCACUGUCCAAACUGAAUGUAUCUAAAGGGGUAAUGUCUCUCUUGGCAGCAGUGAUGGUUGGCUUACAGCUUCGUCAUGUUCAUUUUUCGGAUAGGGGGUGUGCGGGGAUGAAAGCGUCUGUGGCAUUCAACACGGCGUGCGGUAUCAAGAUUGCUACUUUUUUAUUAUCCAUUGUCUUGCAACAGUUUCAGCGACUCAAGGGAAUUAAAACAUCAGGAGUUCCGUUAGCUUUCUGGGCAAUCCUUGUAGCAUCAGAGAUACCUACACUUUAUACAAAUAUUACAAACCAGGGAAAGGAUGCCUGCCUCCCAACUUUUGAGUACUAUGUCUUCUUCCUGUUCAUAGUCGUGCAGUUUGUGCUCCACUGCUUUGCUGAGAACUACAAACAUUCCGAGAACACUGAAAAAUCAGUUAAGAAUGCAUGUCCAGAGGAAAAUGCGUCAGUGUUCAAUCACCUGCUGUAUGAAUGGUUUACACCUGUGGUUCACGCGGUAUACAAAAAGACCUUUGACAUCAAGACGUUUUGGAGCCUGCCUUGUAGACUGAAGAAUGAAACUGUUGGACCUGUUCUAGAGAAAGCUUGGGAUAAUGAGGUCACUUACUGUGCAAAAGCUAGGUAUAUUAUACAACUGAUAGAGGACAACGAUUCUGGAGCAGACAGUCCGACGUGGAUUGGGUAUUUUUACUGUUUGGCCCUUGUUUUGUUUACGUCUGGAAGUACAGUCUAUCACCACACAUCUUUUACCCACAUGCUUGUAUUAGGACUAAAUGUAAAAAGCGCACUUAUGGCUCUUAUAUACAGAAAGGCAGUAAGAAUGAAGACAUCUGGAAACCAGACCACAGCUGUGGGAGAGGUUGUGAACCACAUGUCUGUAGAUUGUCAGCGUAUACAAGACGCUUUCACAUUUUCGGGCUAUUCAGUACUUUUGGUGGUGAUAACAACAUUUACAGUUUUGCAGCUAUGGGGGCUCAUGGGUAUAGCUGCUGCAGGGAGUCUGGUCGUGAUUCUGGUUGUCCUGCCAGUAGUAGGGUUCAUUGGAAUCCAACAAUAUAAGCUGCAGAAAGAGUUGCUGAAUUUGAAAGGAUCAAGAAUAAAAAUAUUGAAUGAAGUCAUCAACGGAAUUAAGGUUUUAAAAAUGUAUGCCUGGGAAACCUCGUUUAUAAACAGAAUUGAGAGUAUCCGCUCUAAAGAAGUUACGAAGCUAUGGAAGUAUGCGUGGCUGUCCGCAAUAUCGGUUGUGUUGUCCAUGCAUACUCCUUUUAUGAUGACCUUCACCUUGAUAGCUAUCUAUGUUUCAACAUCUCCGACUCACUCCCUUCAACCGCGGGAAACAUUUACAGCUGUUACUAUUGUGAAUGUUAUCAAAUUUGCAAUAUCUCUUUUCCCUUCGUUGGUCAAUGGCCUGGUACAGGCAUAUGCUUCAAUCGGAAGAAUUCAGGCCUUCUUGCGCACACCGGAUAUAAAUGAAAACAAUGUCCAGGAAAUAAAGCAAGCAGAGUUUGCCAUUUCAAUAGAGGAUGGAGAUUUUGCAUGGAAAGAGGACCGAGCACAGAUGAUUUUGAAAGACAUAAACCUGCAGGUAAAUGACGGUGAAUUGCUGGCAGUUGUUGGACAGGUAGGAAGUGGGAAGUCAUCGUUAAUCUCCGCAAUUCUUGGGGAAAUGGAACGCUACAAUGGAAGUGUGAAAACGAAGGGAUCGACAGCCUACGUUCCACAAGCGGCGUGGAUACAAAAUAUGAAGUUGAAAGACAAUAUCUUGUUUGGCAAAGAAUAUAGACAAAAGAAAUAUCUUAAGGUGAUUGACGCAUGUGCACUUGGACCUGAUCUUCAAAUUCUUCCUGGAGGAGAUGAAACAGAAAUAGGAGAAAGGGGUAUCAACGUUAGCGGGGGCCAAAAACAGCGGAUAAGUCUUGCAAGAGCAGUGUACAAUAACGCGGAUAUAUAUCUUCUGGAUGAUCCGCUAAGUGCUGUGGACUCACACGUUGGCAAAGAUCUAUUCGAUAAAGUUAUUGGCAACACAGGCUUGCUCAAGAAUAAGACGCGAGUUCUGGUUACCCAUGGAUUGCAUUGGCUGCCCAUGGUUGAUAGAAUUGUUGUUCUCGUUGAUGGUCGGAUCUCAGAGAUUGGGUCCUAUGCUGAACUAAUGAGUCACGACGGACCUUUCGCACAGUUGCUUCAUCAAUAUAUGCAAGACGAGAAUGAAAAUGAAGAUACUGAUGCGGAAUUUGAAGGAUUUAUGGAAAAGAUGCGGCAUGAUUUAGAAGACAUUAAAUCCGAUGGAGGUUUGACGACCGAUGAUGAUAUGUAUGGACGCUGUAAUUGCUGUGUUAAACGGAAAGGGAAACUGAGGAGAAGAGAUGAGUCAUACGAACUGUCUAGAACUGUUGCUAGAACUGUUAGACUGACACAAGAUGAAUUACCAGGAGAUGGGGCAAUUAAACCGUCGGUAUUUUUAAACUUCAUUAAGGCGAUGGGUUUUGCACCAUUUGUAGUGUUUCUCAUUUGCAUGAGUUUGUACCAAGGUCUGAAUUUAUACUCAAAUAUCUGGCUCUCAGUUUGGACACAGACAAACGUUUAUAUGCAGAAUGCCUCCAGUGUCCUAGAAACAGAGACACAUAGAAAUGCAUACAUGUUUUACCUCAUGAUUUACUUGGCACUCGGUAUUCUACAAGGUAUAUUCAUAUACAUCGCGUUUCACUUGGUUCUGACAAGGAUGGCUCGAGCUUCAGGCAAAUUACAUACUAAAAUGUUGGAAAGCGUACUACGGUCUCCGUCGUCUUUCUUUGACACAACUCCAAAUGGGCGUAUUAUGAAUAGAUUCUCAAGCGAUGUGGAUAUAAUAGAUACCAAGCUACCGAACAACUUCAGGUUAUUUUCGCUGAUGACAUUCUCCGUCUUAGCAAUUCUUGUUGUGAUCAGCAUUCUCACACCAGUGUUCAUAGCUAUAAUGGUUGUAGCAGGAAUCAUCUAUGCCCUACUUGUGAGGUACUUUCUACCAACAGUCCGUCUGAUGAGACGACAUGAGUCAGUAAGGAGAUCUCCAAUAUAUAAUCAUUUUAGUGAGACUCUUACGGGAUCAAUGGUGAUAAGGGCGUACAAAUGUGGACAAAGAUUCGCGGAGGAAUUCAGAAGAAGAAUUGACGACAAUAUGAAAUACUACUAUGCAUCUGUCAUAUGCACAAGAUGGAUUGGUAUACGUGUUGAGACGAUCAGUAAUGUGAUCAUACUGGUAACAAACAUCAUGACGAUUGCAUCUGGUCUAAGCGGAUCCGAAGUGGGGUUAUCUGUCUCAUAUGCCACUAUGAUAACAAUCACAAUAAACGUGGCCAUCUUCGCUGUCAGUGAGCUACUGAUGGACACAGUGUCUGUUGAACGGGUAGCUGCAUACACUUCCCUUCCGGCUGAGUUUCAGGCAGAUAAAAUGCCACCACGAAAACAUCCACCAGUCGGUUGGCCACGGACAGGAAAGAUCGAGUUCAAAAACUUUUGGACAAGAUAUCGACAGGGACUCGAUUUGGUUUUAAGAGGCAUAACGUUAACAAUCAGGAGCGGUGAAAAGGUCGGUGUAGUAGGUCGGACUGGUGCAGGCAAAUCUUCUUUGACAUUGAGUAUAUUUCGUAUGUUGGAAGCUACUAGCGGGACUAUUUACAUAGACGGUGUAGAUAUAUCUGAGCUAGAACUAGAUGUACUGAGGAUAAAUCUGACUAUAUUACCGCAGGAUCCUGUUUUGUUUUCGGGCUCUCUUCGUUUUAACCUAGAUCCAUUCGGUUGCUUUGAUGACGACAGUAUCUGGCGUGCCAUCGAAUGUGCUCACCUGAAACAAUUUGUACUGGGAUUGGAAGAUCGUCUGCUACAUGAAUGCGGAGAAGGCGGUCAAAAUCUUAGUAUUGGACAGCGGCAACUUGUUUGUCUGGCUCGCACAUUAUUACACAAAACCAAGGUUCUCAUAUUGGACGAGGCAACGGCUGCUGUUGACAUUGAAACUGACGACCUGAUUCAAGAUACAAUUCGCAAGGAGUUUAAUGAGUGCACGAUACUGACCAUUGCCCACAGGCUUCAUACUGUUAUGGACUAUGACAGGGUUGUAGUAAUGGAUGCCGGGUGCAUUAAAGAAGUUGACGCUCCCCAGUCUUUAUUACAGAAUCCGAACACAAUAUUUCACGGAAUGGCAAAAGAUGCUGGGCUAAUCUAAAGAACUUCACGUUACAAAACUCACGCGAUACAACAUGAUAUUUGUAUAUAACAGUGCCGAUGAUACCUUCAAAUUAUUGCGCCCGACUUAAAGAAGAUACACAUACUUGCAAGUUAUACUGACAGUAAAAUAAGUAGACAAAUUAUUGGUAAUUAAUAUCUCAAAAGACAUGAUAAUAAGUGAUGGUGUAUGCUGAAAUUAUCUUACAUGUUACUGUGUUCCUUUAUUUCGUUUUGUCCUCAAGUGUUUGCUUUGUAUGUGCUUGUGUGUAUCGGUAGUGUGCACAUCUGCGUGCUGUGAGUUUCGUUUUGGGAGGCUGCGUUUCCGGAACGUGGCAUUCCUCGUUUGAUAUGUGUGCUUGUUCUUAUUUUUAUUUAUUUAUUUUUUUUUUUUUUUUGAGAAAAUUCACUUUUCAGUUUUUUAUGAAAGAUCUGGCGAGUAAUAGGAUAGUAUUGUUCCCAAAAGCGUCCAAAGAAAUAUCAAUAUUUCAUUAAUGUUUUCAAUCUAUCUAAUUGAUAUUUUACACUCAAAAAUAUUGGAAUCGUUUCCACAGAAUUUUUUUAGGCACUCGUACAUCAACUUUUUCAAGGAAAAAGCAUGGUAAAGACUUAACCAAUUAGAAUGUUAAACAGUAAAUCACUUUU